AUGGAAACCAAAUUUCUAGUUUCGCUCAUGUUCCUUCAAGCAAUCAUCAAUGGUGUUAAUCUGCUCAGACCUCCGGAUCAACAUGGUUCUAAAUGUAGUAAAAAUGGUGAUCUGAAUUCAAAUGUGCUACUAAAAUCACGAGAUGUCGCACUUGAUGAACUCUACAAAAGCUUUCGACUUCCAUUCACUGGUGCUCAAAGGAGCAAUAAUGGUGGAAUUUGGGCCCAUGCUCUUUGUCCCCCCAAAGAGAAAAUGGAAGAGUGUCGGGAGUGUGUCAAAGAUACCAUCGAUUUUCUUAAGAAAGACUGCCCGAAACAAAAGGAGGGUGCGACUUGGUCAAUCUUUCCGCACUUUUAUUGCAUGGUUCGUUAUGCAGAUCAUCCAAAUCAAGGAAAUCUAGCCGAAUGGGCUUGGGUUCAAUUCAAUGCCCCACCAGGUCCGGGUAAUGCUACUGCUGGUGAGUUGGAGAAGGCGUGGAAUAAUCUGGCAAAUACAAUAAUGGAAAAGGCAACCGAAGUUAAAAACUUAGAGCGUUACGGGUAUGGGUCUGUACUUUAUGGGCCACAUCCCCAGAAUUUAUAUGGGACCAUGCAUUGUGCUCCUAUAAUAUAUCAGAUGUGA
Helianthus annuus (common sunflower) is the source of this 621-nucleotide messenger RNA. RefSeq names its product cysteine-rich receptor-like protein kinase 11. The coding region runs from base 1 to 621 and encodes 206 amino acids. The record is from RefSeq and is a predicted model, not a curated record. The transcript has a single exon. NCBI's taxonomy places the organism in Eukaryota, Viridiplantae, Streptophyta, Magnoliopsida, Asterales, Asteraceae.